AUGGAGGCCCCACUGGAGCCAAGGGAUUGUAUCCUGUGUGGAGCAGAUGGCAUCUUCUGGUGCAGUGACUGUGCCCACUGGCCAGUUUUCUGCACAUUGUGUUGCUGGGCAGAACACAAGCACCAGCCUUUCCACAGGUUGGAACAAUGGAAUGGAACAUUCUUUGAGGAAUCAUCCCUGCAGCUGGCCAGCUUUGUGCUCCAUGUUGGACAUGGUGGCAAGCAAUGCCUGGCUGGUGGGAGCUGUCUAAUUGUUGUCCACAGAAAUGGUAUCCACUACUGCAAUGUGAGGUAUUGUAGAUGCCUUGGGGCAGAGGAUUUACCCAUACAGCUGAUGCAGGCCAGGAUGUUUCCUGCUACCACAAAGGCCCCAAGAACUACCUUUACCUUCCAAGUACUUGAUGACUUCAUUCAGGACAAUUUGGAAUGUGGCACUUCAGCUAUGAACUUCUUCAGCAAACUGGCAGAUCACCUCAAAUGCCUCUCCUCAUCUGGUUCUGGUGGGUUCUGA
Pisolithus orientalis is the source of this 510-nucleotide messenger RNA. RefSeq lists its product as uncharacterized. The coding region runs from base 1 to 510 and encodes 169 amino acids. The record is from RefSeq and is a predicted model, not a curated record. NCBI's taxonomy places the organism in Eukaryota, Fungi, Basidiomycota, Agaricomycetes, Boletales, Pisolithaceae. The transcript is spliced from 3 exons.